AUGGGCAGGAACAGGCGCUCGAGGACUCACUCCAACCCCAAAAAGAACCAGGCGACCGACAUCAAGACGAGGCGAUACAAGCGCGACAUUGACCAGAUCCACGAGGACAUGAAGGAUGGCGGCAAGAAGAAGUUCCUCGAGGACUUGACGAAGAAGGAUAUUGAGGACUUGCCGGGUCUCGCACAACACGUCUGCGUCGCCUGCGCCCGCUACUUCGCCGACUCCGCCGCGCUCUCCACUCACAUCCGGGGCAAGCCUCACAAGCGCCAGCUGAAGAAGCUCGAGGAGGAGCCGUACACGAUUGAGGAGAGUCGGAGAGCGGUUGGAUUGGGCGUUGACAAGGGCGAGUAUGGGAAGAGGAAGGAGAGGGAGGCGAAGGAGGAGGAGGAGCGGAGGGCUAAGGGCGAGGAGGCGAUGGAGGCGUGA
Rhodotorula toruloides NP11 is the source of this 426-nucleotide messenger RNA. Its product is annotated as zinc finger protein 593. The transcript is spliced from 3 exons. NCBI's taxonomy places the organism in Eukaryota, Fungi, Basidiomycota, Microbotryomycetes, Sporidiobolales, Sporidiobolaceae. The record is from RefSeq and is a predicted model, not a curated record. Gene Ontology annotation, molecular function: zinc ion binding; nucleic acid binding. Bases 1 to 426 code for a protein of 141 amino acids.